Molecule: messenger RNA, 4367 nt
Organism: Styela clava
Lineage: Eukaryota; Metazoa; Chordata; Ascidiacea; Stolidobranchia; Styelidae
Source: RefSeq, a predicted model, not a curated record
UUUGGAUUAGAUAUUUAUUAAACUUCAAAUAUGGGGCCUCCACCUGGGCCAGGGCCGAUAUUUUAUCCAAAAUACUUGGACAUGACAGAAGAUGAAUGUGCUCGUUAUUUGAGGCAACUUGAACUCGAAGCAUAUGCUGCCGUCAUCAGUGCUUUAAGAGCACAGGGAGAUCUAACAAAAGAGAAGAAAUCGUUGUUAGCAGAAAUUUGUGCAUGUUUUGGAAUUGGACGUGACAGAUACAAAGCAGAGAUACGAAGGGCUGUUAAUGAGGAAAAACUAUCAACAAUAGCAUUGCAUGUCUCUAAUAGUGAAUCCAAUAUUGAGUGGAUAAAAGAAGGUCGUAGAUUAGUUCCUCUGCCAGAUAGACCACUGCAAAUCACUGCCUACAUGGAGGAAGCGGAUAGAGUUGCUGAAAUAAUUGCAAAAGAAAAUGCUGCUUUGCCACAAUCGAAUGCCAGUACUGUGUGUUUCAGAUCAUUUGAGAAAAAACAAAGCCAGGAAUUUCAGCCGCCUGAGAAGCCUCCAGAAGCCGAGUUACAAGACAGGACAAGGAUAUUGCGUUCAUCAUUAUAUUGUGCCAAAUGUUUGAGUACGCAGAGUGAUACUGCGGAUGUUGGCACUACAACUGAAGAUCUGGUUCGUUCAGAUAUUGUGUCUGCUGAUGUCCAAGAAAUGCAGUCUGAAAUGACUGAUGUUCCAUCUGCCUCUGAUUCAUAUGUGUAUCUGCCUGGCGGAACUACUGUUCGUGUUGCUAUGGCUAAAGAGAAAGAAGAAGUUGAUGCUUACUCAAUGAAGUCAAGCUCAUCUGGGCAGAUUGAUUUUGGAAAUGCUCCUGAAAUAAGCUUGACGGCACCAAGAUCUAAAAGAAAAAGAAAGAAAUCAGUGGGAACAGCUCCGAAUAAAGAUAAUAGUGUUACCAUCAGGCAAAUCAUCAGACCUUUGCCAAUGAAGCAAAAUAUUUCAUCUGAUAAAAUAGUUUUGAAUACAAAAGUGGAAAAUUUAGAUUUCGAUGACAGGUUACCAGAAUUUCCAGAAAUGCGUCUGAAACCUGAGAUUAUUCAUCGUCCUAAACAAUCAUCGAGUCGGAAACAAGUUGUGCAACAAGUUGGAGAAUACGAUAGAAGAUUUGAUGAACCGUACACUAAAAAACGGAAAAGAUCAAAUUUUGUCAAAGUUAGAGUCAGAGAACCGCCUCCUCCCCCACCACCAACAAUACAGCACACACCUGUACCACCUGAACAUCUGUAUGCUGCAGGAUCCAAUACAAAGCUCAAACAUCAACGAAAAGGACAGCAGUUAACAGUAGAAGAAGACAUUGCUUUUGCAUCACGUUCAAGGCCUGAAUAUUCUGUCAGCACUCAGCAGUCUCCCACAAAACACAUUGGGCAAUUUACAAGCAGGAUGAGUCCUUUGUCACCAUCAUAUUAUCCCCCGCCCGGUACAUCCCCAUGGUCAUCCAGUACUGCGAGCAUUGUACCUCGAGAUAUCACUGCCAAUUCAGAGACGAUAACAACAUACUCUCGUGGAUUUCGUUAUUCACCGACAAAGCCAUUUUACAAGCCGCCAAAUGUUAUUCAAAGUGCCUACGGUAGAGCGCCUAAAUCGCAAACGAAGAAAUACAAACAACAAAGUCCAUCUAAUUUCUCUUUCUCGAAGAAAGCAGUUCAAGCUGAAAUUGAACACCAGAGCAUUCUUAAACGAAUUGCUGCAAGAAAAGAUAUUGGACGAGGUCAAUAUAGAGAUCCCAGUUUGCCAUACCAUUCGAUGGAAGACCCGAAUGCCCUAGUUCUCCCAGUUCUGGAAUCAUCAAAGUUUGACAAUCCGCAUCGUACAAUCCCACCUUCUCAUACAUCAAGCCUUGAAGAACUGGCAUCAGUCUCAUUGAUGGCUUCAGAAUUGAGCACUUCCAUAGUUGAAACAGGUCUUGCACCUGUCAGUGCUAUUGUAUCGAGGGUUAGUUCACCGGCACCGGGGCAAUUAUCUGCAACUGAAGCUUCCGCUAUGAAAAAGUCUUCUAAACCUAUGGUUGUGUCAAGAAUACAGAGUGAGGAAGGUGGGAGCAAUCAACCUUUGAAGAUAGUACAUCCUACUCCGGGACAAUUACAUGGAGUGUCUUCAUCUGUUGGUCGCCCGGGAUCUACUUUUGUCAAUGUUUUACGAGAAUCUGCAACAACACUGACUUCUAGUGGAAUUAGGCUUAAAAGUACAGGUUCUAUUGUCUCAAUAAGUGGACAACAUCCAGCUACGCACCAAGUCCGUCUUGCUCUUUCAGCAAAUGAUAACAUAGUAUCGAGCAUUCCAGUGAGUUUCACGUCAGCAGUUCUUCCUGCAGUUUCAUCGCCGGUGAUACAGUCACCUCGAGUUAUUUCCAGUGUCACAGGAAAACCUCACACUGUUCUAAAAUCAUCAUCUGGGAAUGUGAUAACUGUAACAGCGAAACCGUUACCUGGGAUGAAAUCUUCUUCCUCCUCUCUUGUAAGUGGAGCAAGUAUUGUCAAACCUCAGUUAGUACAGAAGACCAGUAUCAUUGUUGUACAUAAAGCACCUGGGUCAAAGAUCGGGAAAACCACUCCAGCAGGGUUUCCUCUUGGUGGUGAAGGGUCAAAAGUGAUUACAGUCAGCACCAAAAACUUGUCAUCAUCGAGUGUUGAUCUUCCGAGAUUACCUGUGGAAACCGAAGAUGACAAUUCAUCAUCCACUUCUGCUCUUGGCAGUAUUCAAGGUCUUGUCUCCGGUCUCAGUCCUGCUGGUAUUGUUAAGAAAACAAAAGUCAUUGGCACGAAACCAAAGUUUGUAACAAUGCCACUACAUAAGAAGACAGUCGUCAGUAAAAUUGCAGAUCCUUUGAAAACUAAAGUUAUUCAGAAUGUGAUUCGAGCUCCUGGCAAGGUUUUAGUACGAACCACAUCUGGCUCUACCUUAUCCUCUGGUCAAUUACGAACAUUUACUGGAAGCAGGAUAGUAAAACCAAUAAUUACACAACAACAGCAACCAAGUGUAGCACAAGUUACUCCUGGACAAGGCCAAGCAAUUACUUCAGGUCAAGACAUUGUUGCUGCAGCAUUAAGUCAGUCUUUGGGAACAUCCACGAUUCUGCCUACUGCUAGUGUGGAACCAGGUGCACCAACGCAGACAAAUUUUGAAGCAAGUCCUUCAUCCAGCAUUAUAAAGGUGUCGACUUCUACUCCCGCUGCUUCCACUAUUAAAGCUUUUGCAGCAAAUUAUCAGAAAACUUCAACUAGUCAACAAAAACAAAUGGUAUUGAAACCACUACCUUCCGUCACUGCUGUUUCUCAGAGUUUGCAAGAUAAAACCAAAGUAUAUCUUGCUACUUCUCCUGUUCAACCAAAAGGAAAACUUUUCACCCCAAAUCAGCCCCAAGUACACAGGUCCCCACAAGGUUCUUCCAUCCCAGUGACUCCGCGGCCAAAAUCAGGGUUUAUUCAACCUGUUAAAACAACCAAUGCACCAUACAUGACCCCCAUUCCAAGUGUUCCUAAACCGUCAGCAAAAAUUGAGCAACCUAAAAUGAUAUACCAUCAAACUUCGCAACAAUCGGUGAUGCAGGUGAAAGUGAUUGGUCAACAACCCAGUACAGCUAGGUCCCAUUGGCAGUCAGUAACAACUUCAAGCAGUGCCAAACAACCAUUGACCAAGGAAAUGGAAGAAUCAACUUCACAAACGAAAAUGUUGCGGGAUAUAUUUGAAUCUACUGCACCAGUACAACAACCUCAACCCUCUACCAGUGACAGGGCCACAUACAUUUAUCAAUAUCAUGCAAACCCUGUCCCACCUGACUCGGUUCCAGCAUCUCAAACAGGUGUAGUUCCGAUUUCACUCCAAAGUGCUGAUCCCAGGGACUUGAUUACUUUGCAUUCCGUUGCCGAUGUCGCACAAACAGUUGCAACAGUGACCAACCAACCUGUCACUGUCGGACAAUCUUCGGUCUCAGUGUGUCUACCAGGUAGUAUUACUGCGCAUGCAAUGCCCCAGUCAACAUUUCUUAAAAAAAAGUGGCAACAUCUGUUACUCCAGUGGCUAAAGAGUCACUAGAAAAAAUGGAAGAUCACGAGCUUGAGGGCAAAAGCAAAAUGUCAGGUGAUACUGAUGAAAAAUCAACAGGUUCUGCAGUUUCUCGGGAUGGAAACGCUCGAGUUCUUGACACUUAAAAUAGCAAGCGCAAAAACUAUUGUUGAUAUCUUACCAAUUGUUCAUAUUUUGCUAUUUUUAACACUUGACUGGAAAGUUUUUUCAAUUAAAACACAAUCAGGAUAAUGAGAACUUGAACUGGUUGAUUCAAAAGUGCCAGUGUCUUUCAUUACUUAUACACUGCCUAUUUUUCAAUAUAUUGUUCUUUUUUUUUACAA